AUGGGACUGUUUAAGAUUAAGGCCACAUUGUUUGCAGCGCUCUCAGUGUGGAUUCUAAGUGUGCAGGCUGGCAAAAAUGAAACACUAACGCACGGCUUAGCGGGCAACCGAACGCAACCGCUGAACGGUACGUUUCCGUUGGCGCAGAAUGUAACUCGUAUUCAACGACAGGUCCCCUACGGUGCAGGCGUUCUACCGUUUUCCAGUAUUGGAGCACCUGGUGCGACUGCGUAUGGUACCAGACAGGCAACUCCGUAUGGUACGGCUGGUUCUACGAUCCUUUGCCCACCCGGUAGCGUCCUGCAGAACGGCCAAUGCAUGAGCCGCGUUAGUUACUGUGGGGCGGGCUACAAUCUGGUGGGCAACACUUGCGUCGGUGCGGCCGUCUGCCAACCUGGCUACAAUCUGGUGAACGGUCAAUGCCAUCUGCAGGCGCCUUGCGCCACUCAGACGUGUGGUACGGUAGCGGUGGCACCACUGCCUCUACCUACCGUGGUGUGUACUUGUGAGGCGGGCUACACGCAGACGGGCAACCAGUGCAUGAAGUCGGAAACGAAGGCCCCCCAAACGCGCACUAUCAUGGGCAGCAACGUGGAAGCGGUGACGUGCCCGCCAGGAUACGAUCUGAACGACGAAGAGUGCCUGCAGCAUAGUGACACCGAGGCCAGAUGCAGGGAAGGUUUGCCGCGCGAAGACAUGUGCGUACUACCGGCCAGCUGUCGCGGUUCGUAUCAGCUCGACGAGUACGGCCGGUGCAUCGUAAAUCAGACCAUUCCUGCCAAUUGCCCGCCCGAUAGCCGCAUGGCUAACGAUGGUCUCUGCCUCUACAACACGCCAAGGUGUCCGGAUGGCUACCGUAUGGAGAAGGGUGUGUGCCUCAAGCGGGAUGUAGUCAAUGUCAACUGUGACACCGGCUCGACACUGGUGAACGGUGUGUGCAGGGUGGAGCAACCUCGUUGUCCUUCUCCGUAUCGCCUCUCUGGUGGCCAGUGUAUACUGGAACGUCGCUCGAUGCCGCGCUGUCCAAGUGGAACGCAAAUACGCGACGGACUGUGCGUACUGCGCAACUUGGAAUGCCAGCCCGGCUAUCAAGAGUCCAACGGGGUGUGUAUCAAGACCGAACGACUACCGGUGCGAUGCCCUUCGGGAGCGCGCAUGUUAGGAGAUGUGUGCGCGGCUGACGUGGACGUGUGUCCGCGCGACUUUAGCUUCUUGAUCAUGGAGUGUGCUCGAGUCGAGAAGCAGGAGGCCGCUUGUCCACCGGGAUUACAGCUUGACGAGGGCGAAUGUGUGUCGUCCCGCGAGCUGUCCUGUGAGUCUGGCUUCACUCUCAAAGAUAAUGAGUGCGUUCGCCAUCAAGUUGGACAGUACAGUUGCCCGCCAAGGAGUAUUCUGCGCGAUGGUUACUGCGUAGUGUCCGAAGCAAAGUGUGAACCCGGCUACGAGCUACGUGAAGACAUAUGUGUUCUGCAUGAGAGGGAGCAACCCCGGUGUCCGCCUGGCUCGCAGUUCCGUGGAGAAAAUUGUGUCUACCGCGUCGAUGACUGCCCGCCCGGUUACAUGCGACAAGGUGCCGAGUGCGUUCGGUCCAAUCUGCUGGAACCGACAUGUCAGAUAGGGUUCGUGUAUCAACGAGGAUUCUGUCUAGCAAUACCACAAUGUGAAUACGGCUACACCUACAACAAGACGGAGGCGACCUGCUACCGGACUACUCACACAGCUGUGUCCUGCCCGAGUGGCAGCUACCUGGAGAACGAUCGCUGCGUCAGCCGGGAUAUGGUAUGCAUGGAGGGCUACACACUGCAAGGAAGCGAGUGCAUUCUACGCCUCUCAUCUGCACCAGUCUGUCCGCCGGGGACAACCUUGCAUAAUGACCGUUGUCGGGCGAAAGUAGCAACCGUGUGUCGUUCCGGCUCGAUGCCAUCCAACGGCGCUUGUGAGAUACAGGAAACCAUCUACCCAACAUGCCCGGCCGGCUACACCUUACAGAAUGGACAGUGCAUCGGCAUGGUGACGUCGAGUGUUCCGGCACCCGCUCCAUCGCCCUGCAUGUAUGGCGGAUGCAACCCUUGCAUGACAGGAUUGUGCGGCACACCAUGUGCAUCCGGAUGCCAGUCUCAGCAGGCGACCAUGCAGACGAUCCAGACCUCACAACCCGCUCGCUGUCCAGACGGCUACAUGUCCAAUGGAGGAUUCUGUACGCGACGCACCUCCAUACAGAUGGAGUGCCCGACCGGGUACACGAUGGAUGCUGGAGAGUGCGUCAUGUACUACGGCAUGGUUUGCGGUCCUGGGACGACGCAACAGAAUGGCCGGUGCGUGCGCUUCCAGACACGCCGGGCGAGCUGCCGCGAAGGGUUCAUGAACGCCGGCGACCACUGUAUUCUAAUCAAUCCCUCUUGCCCGUCCGGUCACCGUAACAUCGGUGGUAGCUGCGUGUCUCUCGAGGACAAACCAUCGACCUGCCCGCCUGGAAGCUACAAGCGCAACAACUUCUGCGUCGGCACGCUCGAGUGCGCGCCUGGUUACCAGCUUCAGGGCGACAAGUGUUAUCGAGUGGAGCAAAGAAGCAUAACCUGUCCACCCGGUUUCGUAUACAACGGUCAGGAGUGUAUUGGCCAGUUCAACUGCCCGUCUGGGUAUCGGCUCGAGCGCAACGAGUGUGUACGCACUUUGCAACGUCCCGUGUCCUGCCCGCCACCUGCACGCCAUGUACAGGAAUGGUGCGUGGUCGAGGGACCUUCGUGUGAGGCUGGUUUCGAAUUCAGGGACCAUCGGUGCCUGCGUACCGAGCAUCGGCCGGCAGUGUGCCCACGAGAUACUCACUUACGUAAUGGGGCGUGCGUAUCCCAGCAGAGACCUCAAUGCAACCCUGGAUUCACAUUUGCCGCGGGCCAUUGCACAAAGAUAGAGAAACGUCCGAUCCAGUGCCCGCCUGAUUUUAUUAUCAGCAACAACCGGUGCGUAACGCGGAAGUUAACCUGUCCAUCUGAUUUUUACCUCAGCGGAAACGAAUGUGUUCGGGAGCAGCGCCAAACUCUCAUCUGCCCACCAGGCAGCUCCAUGCACAAUAAUAUGUGCUAUAUCGGCCGGCCAGCAUGUGAGCUGGACUACAAGCUUGUCGACGGUAGUUGCAUUCAGGUUAGCUACGGUUUCCUCGAGUGUCCGCCGGGUACGAUCAUCACCGAUGGGCAAUGCGUGAAGAGCGCCACCUGCCCGCCCGACUACCAAUUGCGAGGCAACCAGUGCGAAAAGGUUACAGCCGUCAUCCUCAGAUGCCAGCGGGGCAAUAUGGUCAACGGAGACUGUGUAGCACCCGGUCCGAACUGCCCGCCCGAGUAUGAAUUCCGGCGCGGCGUCUGCUUCCGGCGGGAAACGGUUGAACCGGAUUGCCCCCCGAGUAGCCAGCUGCGUAACAACUAUUGUGUGGUCGGACGCCCCGAGUGUUUCGACGACUAUCGCUACUCAAAUGGUCGUUGCACAAAGGUGAUCAAGGUUCGUGCCACCUGCACCGGUGGGGCGGAGUUGAAGAAUGGCAUGUGCGUAUCGUCGGUGUUGUCCACCAGCUCGUACUGUGAGCCUGGUUACACUAUGCAGGGUAGUCUGUGUAUACGAAUGAUCUACGUCCAGGCGACCUGUACCACACAUCAGACGAGCUCGAAUGUUAUUACAUCCAGUCCGAUCGUCAGCUCCGUAGGUAUCAACUCCAUCCAACCCAUCCAGACGGUCAACUCGAUCGGUCCAACGGUAUUGAGCAGAGUGGACAGCGUCUAUGUGCCACCGACGCCAGUGACCAAUGUGGACAGCGUCUAUGUGUCACCGACGCCAGUGACCAGUGUGGACAGUAUCUAUGUGCCACCGAUCAGGAAUUUCUCGAGUUCGGCUCAUGUCCCUGAUGAUGACAGGUUCGCCGACUUCUUUCGAGCGGAAAACGUAAGACCACGGUUCGGUGUUUCAAGCUAUGACGCGGGUAAUAGUCGUUACUUCCGAGAAUCCAUACUGCCUUUCGAUGGCGAUUACGUGGCCACGCCCAGGCCAUAUACAACUACCACCGCCAGUUGGGUCAAUGUUGCCACGGAGACACGUACGGAAAGUCCUACCAGACAGCGGCGUUGCACCGUUGUUGGGCCACGCGUUUGUAACACCAUGGACGAAGUGAGCUGGACUUGCGAGCAGAUGCGCUACACAGACAUUGCAUCUCGGUUGUGCACUAGUGAGAGUGCGGUGAUCCAUUUGACGGUGCCCUCGCACAUUGCGGUCAACGAUACGCUACUUGUUAUGGCGCCCAAAACUGAGGAAGAAGGUGACGAGGAUGAGUAUGACGACGAGGAGGAAAAUGAAGAAGGCUCUGCCAACUGCGCCGAUUGCAGGGAUGAAAGCUUCGACUGCUCAAAGUACUGCUUCACAUAUGAGGAGUGCGGUGGUUGUGAGUACACCCAACUCGAGGAACUCUGCCAAGAAUCAGCGACGAUCCGGGAAUGUGAAUAUCUCAGUGUCUGA
Molecule: messenger RNA, 4500 nt
Organism: Anopheles coustani
Lineage: Eukaryota; Metazoa; Arthropoda; Insecta; Diptera; Culicidae
Product: zonadhesin-like
Exons: 3
Coding region: 1-4500 (1499 amino acids)
Source: RefSeq, a predicted model, not a curated record